This is a messenger RNA of Acaulospora morrowiae, 1538 nucleotides long. The record is from the annotation of a GenBank genome assembly. NCBI's taxonomy places the organism in Eukaryota, Fungi, Glomeromycota, Glomeromycetes, Diversisporales, Acaulosporaceae.
AGUCAGAACUAGGCAUAAAACUCGAUGGUUACGAUUUAGUAAAAAAUCAGAACAAUGAACUGUCAGCCGAAGUGAAUACAACAAUAUUGCCUUAUGUCCUAUCGGAACAGGAUGCAUCUAUCAUAUUUAUUGGGAUGCGUGGUGUUGGCAAGAGCAUUUUAGGUAAAUUUGCUGCCAAGGCUCUAGGUCGCAAGUAUGUGGAUUGUGAUCAUUAUUUUGAAACCACACUAUCAACAACCAUUCCGGAAUUUACAAGUAAACAUGGGUGGGAAGCUUUUCGCGCAAAAGAGUUUGAACUACUUACAUCUUUGCUUAAAGAUUGUUCUUCGGGAUACAUAAUUUCCUGUGGUGGCGGCAUUGUAGAAACACCUUCCUCACGCGAUCUCCUAAAAAAAUACAUACGUGAGAAAGGAAAGGUUGUUCAUAUAGUAAGGAAUAUCAAAGAAGUUGUGAAAUGUUUAGCUAAAGACACUAUACGCCCAGUUUACGGUGAAGACCCUCACGAUGUGUGGAAACGACGUGAAGGAUGGUACAAAGAAUGCUCAAAUUACGAAUACGUUUCCUUAACGGCUAAAGGCGAUAUUGAUUUAUCCGAAUGGAAACAUGAUCUUGUCAGGUUUUUGAAAUUCAUUUCCGGACGAGACACCAAUCAAGUCGAUACGCAAAGUCAACAGAAAACGUUUUUUGUGUCGCUGACAUUCCCAGACAUCACACCUGCGUUGCAUCAUAUAAACGAGAUAACUUAUGGUGUAGAUGCCGUCGAACUUCGGGUAGAUUUACUCUGUGAUAAUGAUUCCCAGGCGUCCAAUUACGUAAACGAUAUACCAUCGAUUGAUUACAUUUCACGACAGGUGGCAUUAGUAAGACAUUCAUCGAAACUUCCUAUCAUAUUCACCGUAAGAUCAAAAGGACAGGGAGGAAGAUUUCCAGAUAACCAAGAGAAAGAGAUGUUUUCACUUUUGAAACAAGCUGUUAAAUGGGGUUGUGAAUAUAUUGAUUUAGAGAUUGGUGGGCUUACUGAUUUGAUCUCAGAUUUGGUUGAAAAUAAAGGACAUUCGAAGAUUAUCGCAUCGUGGCAUGAUAUAUCGAUAAAAUGGGACAGCGAAGAAAUUCAAGGAGUUUAUAGAACGGCACAUAAGUACGGGGAUAUAAUUAAAUUAGUUGGUAAAGCCAAAACUAUUAAUGAUAAUUUUAAAUUGCAAGAAUUCGUUCAAUCUUUAUCCGUGGAAAAUCCAAAACCAAUCAUUGCUAUUAACAUGGGCGAAGAAGGACAACUAUCACGGAUAUUGAAUCAAUUCCUAACACCAGUAACUCAUCCAUUAUUGCCAUCGAAAGCAGCACCUGGGCAGCUCUCAGUGCGUGAAAUUAACCAAGCAUUACAUUUAAUUGGGCAAUUACCUAGUAAGAAAUACUAUAUUUUCGGCACACCCGUUAGUUCAUCGUUGUCACCAACAAUCCACAAUACGGGAUUCAAAACGUUAGGAUUACCUUAUUUUUAUGAUAUAUUCGAAUCGCAGGAUGUGGAGGCGGUCAAACCC